Larimichthys crocea (large yellow croaker) is the source of this 3235-nucleotide messenger RNA. RefSeq names its product tweety family member 1 (gene ttyh1). Gene Ontology annotation, cellular component: smooth endoplasmic reticulum membrane; plasma membrane. Lineage: Eukaryota; Metazoa; Chordata; Actinopteri; Sciaenidae. The coding region runs from base 849 to 2621 and encodes 590 amino acids. The record is from RefSeq and is a predicted model, not a curated record. The transcript has 16 exons. Gene Ontology annotation, molecular function: intracellularly calcium-gated chloride channel activity; volume-sensitive chloride channel activity.
AUGCUCUGUGGCUCUCUACUGUUUGCUCCCUCGCUUGCAUUAUCUCCCUGCCUCCCUUCCCCCACUCUCUUUUCAGUGACACAGAAAAACUAACGCCGCCCCCUCCCUCUUUGCCUGCUUGCUUCUGCCCCUCUUUCACCAAUGGCAGACAAACACCAUACUCUCUUUUUAACUGUGUUUUUUCACCAUUACAUCUCCAAUUUGCAUUCCUCAAGCCAAAUCACCCAGCGAGCAUCAUCGGCACCCAUCCAUCAGUAACCCCCUCAUCACUUCUGUCGUGUUGCUGCAUGUUCUCCAGCCUCCUUGUCACUGAAUUAGUGUUGAUGCAGCCUCCACUGGUAGCUGGUUCUGCCUAAAAAUCCAUUGCAUGCUGUUUUCUACCCCCCUCUCUCUUUUCUAUUCAUUGUUCACUCCAUCUCUCUCCCUCCCUUCCUCUUUCUCUCAGCAUCACUCCCUGGGAACCCACGUUUUUUUUUUUUUUCUUCUUUUCUCCCCUCCUCAGUAUUUUAUGUUGCCUUUCCCUGCAUCUCCCCCUCCCCUUUAUUCAUCUAUGUGUGCUCUUACUCCAAUUUUAUGUGAAUCUCUACUUCACAUUAGCACCUCGACACGUCGCAGCCCAACAGAGCUGUCAUAAGGCAGGAGUUCACUAUUUUGCAUCCAACAUCCAUUUUUUUUCCCAGGAUGAUGUUUUUUCAAGAGCAUCAGCCGUCGUUGACUGGCAGUAUACCCCUCUGAGUGGGUAAAUAUUUCACGGACGCCGGCGAGAAGAGAAGACACAAGAAGGAGAGAGAAACCUCCCAACGCAACCGACAGAGGGUGGAGGAGGAGACCAGCAGCGGUUGUAGAAAAUGGCUGCCAUGACAACGGUGCCCAGCUAUACCCCUUCGCUGUGGGUGAGAUUGUGUCAUGCCCUCCCCCGGCUGGACCUCACCAUGCAGAUGAAGGACAACAUCUUUGUCCCCGACAGCUGGGAGUACCAGCAGACUCUGCUGGUUCUGUCCAGUUUAUCAGCCAUCGCUCUCGUUAUCUCCCUCUUGGUGGUUCUCUCCUUCCUCAUACAUUACUGCUGCUGUCACCGUGGUGACCGGAGCGAGGGAUCAGAGGAGGAGGAGGAGGAUGAAGAUGCCAGCACGGGUCACGGUUACAGCGGGAAGAAAGGGAGGGGCAUCUGCUGUGUCACGUGGGUGGCGGUGGCGUCUGUCACGCUCUGCUGUGUUGCCAUAGGCAUCGGUUUCUAUGGCAACAGCGAGGCUAAUGAUGGGAUGUAUCAGUUGACCUCGUCUCUUCUCACAGCCAAUUAUACGCUAGCUUCCAUCGAUCUGCUGAUUUCAGACACCAUUGCUGGGCUGCAGCUGUCUAUCUCUGGCCCUCUGGCCUCCAUGGAGGAGCUGUUUACUGGCAGUAAACCCUUCCUGGUAUCGACGCGGAACUGCCGGAGGUUAUCUGAGAACGUGGUUAACCUUCUCUCCUCCAUCUCCCUGGCUCGGGCCAGUGUUGACGCUGGUCUGGGAAAUGACAGCGGUAUCAGCGGGGCGUCCAUCAUACCUCUGACUCCAGUACCUCCCUCUGUGGCUCCUACAGUGGUGCCUACUGGUGGCAUAAUGCCCAAUCCCUUCUCACCUGGCUGGGCAGCCAACACGCUGAUGGUCAAUGAGGAUUAUAGGUGGCUGUCAUAUGUUCUGCUGCUGCUGCUUGACCUCAUAGUGUGUCUGUUCAUCCUGCUGGGACUGGCUAAGCAAGCCCGCUGGCUGCUCAUCCUGAUGACUGUGCUGGCCUGGCUGGCUCUCUUCCUAAGUUGGGGCUCCCUGGGCUUGGAGACAGCCACUGUAGUGGCUCUCAGUGACUUCUGCUCAGAUCCAAACACCUUUGUCCUCAACUCCACCAACUUCAACACCGGGACCAGCACAGAUGUGUUGGAUUAUUACCUGACCUGCAGCAGGCGCAUGAACAGUCCGUUCCAGCAGCUGCUGACGCAGUCGCAGAGGGCGCUGUCCAACAUUCACACGCACCUCUCCAAUCUGGACAGAAAUGCGCUCACGCAGUUCCCCAAAGCUGAGAAAUCACUCAGGGAGGUUCAGCAAAUACUCAACUCCACAGAGGGCAACUUUCAUCAGUUGGUGGCACUCCUGAACUGCAGAGGUCUGAAUAAGGACUACAUUGACUCUUUGAAAGGCCUGUGCUAUGAUGGGAUGGAGGGAUUGCUCUACCUUUCUCUUUACUCUUUCCUCUCCGCUCUGGCCUUUACUGCCAUACUCUGCUCUCUGCCCGGUGCCUGGAGGAGCUUCCCAAGUGAAUCAGAGGAGUACGAAGACUCGGACAGCGAGAGUGAGGACCCCUUCACAUCCCAUCAGGCACGUAGACAGACGGCCUCGGGGUCUCAGCGAGGGGCCAUGGCCCCCUUCUAUAAUUACCCGGGGGCCGGGUGGACACCCCCGUUUUCUAGCGCGCCGCCCCUCCCGACUCCAAACGUUUCCUCCAAUGGCAACCCUGGCUAUGAGAGCCUCCCUUUGACUGACAGGCAGUCCCCACCCCCCUCUUACUCUCCCAGCAUGCUGACUGGUUACGGGGGAAGUCAAUCACACCCCAAUCCUGCCCAUUCGCGGAACCUGUAUUCACGUUGAUUAUUUUUUUGUUAGGAAAUGUAUAGAAGCAAAAAAAAAUGUUUAGUUUUCAUAUGAAUGGACACUUUAAAAUGAAAAAGAGACUAAUCUAAAUACAAUGAAUGCUAGGUGUGAAUUCAAAGUGCGUAACGUCAGUACCACUGAAUAUUAUUAUUAUUAUUAUUAGAAGCACUUAAAAGAAACAGGUCUAAACAGACUGUUGAUAUAACCGACAGUGUUAAUGGUGGUAGGACGGUUGCGCAAAAGACUAUGAACCAAGUCCACUUGGUCUAAAUUCUUUCCCCCUUGUCUGUCCAAACUUUGUGUAAACUGUGAACAGUGGUGAGGCAAGUCAGAACGGUAUUGACGUUACUACGUUGUAGUUUUAUAUUCUUAAAUGUAUCAGUACCACCGAUUUUAUUUUUAAGUUUUUAUAUAAAUAUUGUUGUAGAAAAAGCACUGGCACGUAGCAACAAGACACAUUUUUUUCUGUGAAUGGUUAUGCAGUUUCCUCACUUGGUAUCUUUUUUUUAUUAUUAUUAUUAUUACUUUUUAUAGGUGGCAAUUCUGUAUUUUCCUUGUAUUACCUUAUGGUAUUCUGUAUAUCUCACUGUCUAUAAUAUCUAAAUAAUCAU